CCACCCUAAGCCCACCCCCAAUGCCUCCCUCGGUCCCUUCCUUCCUCCUCCACCACCUCCAGCAGCUAAACUCUCUUUGCAACAUAGUUAUCUAAACCCUCUACACUUCUAAACUCACAAGAAAACAUAAAUGGGUCAAGAAGAUCACCGGCGGGUGGCAAUCCCGCCGCCGCAGCCAUUUGUGAAGUCACUGAAGAACACUCUAAAAGAGACAUUCUUCCCCGAUGAUCCACUCCGGCAAUCCAAGAACCAGCCGCCGCGCCGGAAGUUCCUAUUAGCUCUUCAGUAUCUCUUUCCAAUCAUCGAAUGGGGUCCUAAAUACAGCCUUAACUUCUUCAAGUCUGAUCUUAUUGCCGGAAUCACCAUAGCCAGCCUUGCAAUUCCUCAAGGAAUCAGUUAUGCAAAACUUGCAAACUUGCCACCAAUUCUUGGCCUAUAUUCAAGCUUUGUUCCGCCAUUAAUAUAUGCAGUCUUUGGAAGUUCUAAGGAUUUAGCAGUGGGGACUGUUGCUGUUGGAUCACUCCUUACAGCUUCUAUGUUAGGCAAUGUAGUGAAUGCAAAUGAGAAUCCAAAACUUUAUCUUCAUCUUGCUUUUACAGCAACCUUUUUCACUGGCCUCUUCGAAGCUGCUCUGGGCAUUUUCAGGUUAGGGUUUAUAGUGGAUUUUUUAUCCCAUGCAACCAUAGUAGGGUUCAUGGGAGGAGCAGCCACUGUUGUGAGCCUUCAACAGUUAAAAGGGAUUCUUGGCCUCGACCAUUUUACAAGUGCUACAGAUGUUGUGUCCGUCAUGCGUUCGGUUUUUAGUCAAAGACACAAGUGGAGAUGGGAAAGUGCCGUGCUGGGAUCCGGUUUCCUUUUCUACCUUCUGCUUUCCAGAUAUUUCAGCAAAAAGAAACCAAAGUUGUUCUGGAUAUCGGCAAUGGCACCACUAACAUCAAUUGUCUUGGGAAGCCUUCUUGUUUACCUCACUCACGCUGAAAAGCACGGCAUCCAAGUGAUAGGAUACUUGAGGAAAGGGAUAAAUCCUCUAUCAAUAAUGGAUCUGGAAUUUGGAUCGGCUUAUUUGACCACAGCAAUCAAAACAGGGAUAGUCACGGGUUUAAUUGCUCUCGCGGAAGGCAUUGCAGUGGGCAGAAGCUUUGCCAUGUACAAGAAUUACAACAUUGAUGGGAACAAAGAGAUGAUUGCUUUUGGAAUGAUGAAUAUUGCUGGUUCUUGCACUUCCUGCUACCUCACCUCAGGGCCGUUCUCGAGAUCAGCAGUGAACUUCAAUGCAGGAUGCAAAACAGCAGUUUCUAACAUUGUCAUGGCAAUUGCAGUGAUGAUAACACUGUUAUUCUUAACUCCAUUGUUCCAUUACACUCCACUUGUUGUUCUGUCCUCAAUUAUAAUUGCUGCAAUGCUAGGCCUCAUUGAUUAUGAAGCAGCCAUUCAUCUUUGGCAUAUAGACAAAUUUGAUUUCUUAGUAUGUAUGAGUGCAUACAUUGGUGUUGUCUUUACCAACAUUGAGAUUGGUUUAAUCAUGGCGGUUGGGAUAUCAUUGCUUAGAGUAUUGUUGUUUGUUGCAAGACCAAGAACCUUAGUUCUUGGUAACAUCCCGGGUUCGGAAAUUUACAGAAAUGUUGACCAAUACCCCAACACGAAUAAUGUUCCGGGAGUUUUAGUACUCGAGAUUGAUGCUCCUAUUUACUUUGCUAAUGCAAGCUACUUGAGAGAAAGAAUUUCAAGGUGGAUCGACGACAAGGAAGACAGGUUAAAGUCCUCUGGAGAAACCAGCUUACAAUAUGUUAUACUUGAAAUGAGUGGUAAGUACUGUGACAUUUGGAUCUUUAAGGAAAAAAAGUACCUAAAGUCUAUGUUGGACUCUACAACAAAAAUUUUAAGGGUAUAUUGGGUAUUCUAGAGACGCGUUAAACCA
Molecule: messenger RNA, 1918 nt
Organism: Olea europaea var. sylvestris
Lineage: Eukaryota; Viridiplantae; Streptophyta; Magnoliopsida; Lamiales; Oleaceae
Product: sulfate transporter 3.1-like
Exons: 10
Coding region: 131-1903 (590 amino acids)
Biological process (GO): transmembrane transport
Cellular component (GO): membrane
Molecular function (GO): secondary active sulfate transmembrane transporter activity
Source: RefSeq, a predicted model, not a curated record